Durusdinium trenchii is the source of this 2073-nucleotide messenger RNA. Lineage: Eukaryota; Dinophyceae; Suessiales; Symbiodiniaceae. The record is from the annotation of a GenBank genome assembly.
AUGACAGACUUGCGGCGCCAGGUCGAGGCGAUCUUCACCUCGAAGCUGGGAGAGUCCGACUCUUUGGAGCGGCAGAGCUACAUCGAAGUGCUUCAGAGUAUUGGUGGUACCUUGCAGGAGGCCAAUGUCCUUCUCAAGGAGUACCCAGAAGACUCAUGGAUUUGUGUGAAGGACUUCUUGGACAUUCUCUUCAGCACUCCAGAGGUGCAAAAGGAGGUGCAAAAUUGCAAAAAGGAGGAAGAGGAGGAGGAGCAAGCCUUGGAGAUUCACCCUACCGUCAUGUGCGAUGGUUGUGAAGCAGAUCCCCUGAUUGGCAAGAGAUACAAGUGCACGACAUGUGCGGACUACGAUCUUUGUCACAUUUGCCAUGCAAAUCGUGACUCGAUCCACCCCGGGCAUGAGUUCGAGAACAUCCCUGGUGUCUUGACUCAGGCCAGCCUGAAGCGCUACUUCGAGAAGGCUUACAAGGAAGGUGGUGUGUUCUAUCACGAGGAGUAUGAACACGAUGCGGCUGACUGGUGCUGGCUCCACAAGGGGUCUAACAUCAAGGUCUGGCAAGAUGCGCUUGAUCUGACGCAAGCUGGUGCUGGUGGUGCUGGUGGUGCUGGUGACGUAGAAUGCUUUUUCCACUACACCACGGAGCUCGGCUUUCACAACAUCACCAACGAAAGCAAAGAAUUGGUGGAAGUCUUCGCAUCUUUGGUCACAGAGGGUGAAAAGGCCAAUGCCUGGUGGGGCCGAGGUGUCUACUCCGUUCGGAAAGCACCGAAUCAAUGGCCCAACAUCGAGACCCUGCUCGAUAAUAAUUACAGAAACAUGAUGAAGCGUGACAUCGAACUGAAAGGCCGCGAGGCAACGGUAGAGGAAUAUCACUCCAGAGUUGCCUAUUGCAUCCCCAUGUUGGUGGAUGCAAGCUGCGCGUAUGAUGUCUCAAAACGACAGACGCCGGAAAUGGUUGAGAAGGGCAGGCCGAUCGGAGUGAAUCUGGCUGGCAAGCUGCUGAAUGAACCUGGAAUGCCGCCAAGAGAAUGCAUAGUUGUCCGAGUACAACAGGAGGAGAAGGUCGGCCAUGCUAGAGCAGUGCUGGUGGAAACGCUCCGCUGCCGCGCCGAAGCCAUCACCACCCACCUGGGCUCAGAGCAUGCUGAAACCCUUUUGGCAUUAAGCCGGCUCGCGAAGGUGCUGGAGUGGCGCGGCGCCCUGGCCGAGGCGGAGACGCUGCGGCGGCGGAUCCUGGCGGCGUGCGAAGCGCAGUUGGGUCCCGAGGAUCGGAACACGCUCAGUGCGCAGAACAAUCUGGCGCUGGUCUUGCAUCGCCGCGGCCAGUGGAAGGAAGCGGAAGACUUGUACCGCAGGGCGGUGAAGGCGAAGGAACGUGUCCUGGGAGAUGCGCAUUUGGAGACGCUGGUGUCCGUGGCGAACUUGGCGGAUGUGCUGAGGCUUCAAGGCCAAUUGGCCGAGGCGGAGGCGCUGCAGCGCCGGGUCCUGGCGGGCACGAAGCAUCGAGACACCUUAGUGUCAUUGACCAGCCUGGCACUCGUGCUGCAGGAUCAGGGCAAUUUGGAUGAAGCAGAGCCCUUCGCCCGGAAAUGCAUGGAGGGAAGGGAGGCUCUUCUUGGAGAAACACAUCCAGAGACCUUGAUUUCCAUCAACAACCUAGCCACGCUUCUCGAAGCCCAAGGCAAGCUGCAGGAAGCCGAAGAGCUUUACCGAAGAGCUCUUGACGGGGGCGAAGCACAGCUCGGGCGCACACACCCAGACACCCUGACCUGGGUCAACAAUUUGGCGGGUGUCCUCUUUAAACAGAAGAACUUCGCCGACGCGGAGGCAUUGUUGCGGAGAGCCCUGGCGGGUCGCGAGGCGCGCCUCGGAGCCGGGCAUCCGCACACGUUGAUCAGCGUCCAUCGCCUGGCCGAGCUCUUGGAGGCGACCGGCUCCAUCGCCGAGGCUGAAGAGCUUUUCAUCAGAGAGUUGAACGGCAUGGAGGAGCUUCACGGCCCAGACCACGAGGAGACCCGAGGUAGUCGCAAAAACCUGGAGCGCUUCCGGCAUGAACACGGGCGAUCAGGCUGA